UCAAAAUGGCGCCCUGUCAAUGACAGUAAUGACACUAGUAAGCUGAAUAUUGUGGAUCUUUAAGUGCCAUCGUAUGUCCUCGACAAAAUGACACUGCUAAUUAGAGUAUCGAAACAAGGACAGAGGAAAGCUUUCCAUAAUCCCUUACUGUAUAGGUUUUUAUCGGAGAGCACGGAUUUACGAAAAGGCCCCGAGAGCAAAGAGGGCUGUAGUUGGUUGUACGGAUCGUCGCAGGAAAUUUUAUCCGUAGUGCGUGGGCAUGUUGAAGUUAGACAUAAUUUCAUCAGCGAGGAAGAGGAGAAUGCCCUUUUCAAAGAAGUGGAGACAGGACUUAGAAAAAAACGAUACGAGUUUGACCACUGGGACGACGCUAUUCAUGGCUACAGGGAAACAGAGCGGCUGCAGUGGGGACUUAAGUGUGAAAGUAUCCUAAAGCGGGUGAGAGAGGUAGCUUUUCCUGAAGGCAGUCCACUGCUUGGGCCAAUUCAUGUUCUGGACCUGGACAGAGAGGGCUAUAUCAAACCUCAUAUCGACAGUGUGAAGUUCUGUGGAAGCACUAUUGCAGGACUGAGCCUUUUGUCCGAUAGUGUGAUGCGAUUGGUCCCGGAAAACAAAUCCACAGACUGGGUGGACUUGCUUCUGAGUCGGCGCUCACUUUAUAUAUUAAAGGAUGACGCUCGAUUUAAAUUCACCCAUGAAAUCCUGAAAGAAGAAGAAUCCUUUUUCUCAGGACGGAAGGUACCACGGCAUCGCCGCAUCUCUGUCAUCUGCCGAAACCUGCCUGUUUAAAAGAACUGGACUGACCUUAGAACUCGUCUUCUAAAAGCUGUGACUUUUAUGAGAAUUGUUUAUCUUUCAGUUAAUCACACACACCAACACACACAAAGUAGCUAAAAACGUAUAAAUCACAUGCAUUUUCUUGGAAUACCUACAAAGAAACAACUGCUGAAAAACUUGAAAUGGUGUGUUGGAUUUAUGAAAGGCAAAGUUUUGACUGAUGCAAUGCAUAAUGUAAAAUAAGUCAGGGAAAAGAAUGUCUUUACAACAGGGGUGUCAAACUCAAUUCCUGUUUAGGAAGUUUAGAUUCAACCCGGCUAAAACACAUAUACUGUGUAAGUCUGAAGUACUUGAUUAGCUGGAUCAGGUGUGUUUAAAUAGGGUUGCAUCUCAACUUUGCAGGGCUACGGCCCUCCAGGAGUUUGACACCCCUGCUUUACAAUGUCUAUUAAUAAAUAUUUUUUUGCUAU
Puntigrus tetrazona (Sumatra barb) is the source of this 1247-nucleotide messenger RNA. Its product is annotated as alpha-ketoglutarate-dependent dioxygenase alkB homolog 7, mitochondrial-like. Lineage: Eukaryota; Metazoa; Chordata; Actinopteri; Cypriniformes; Cyprinidae. The coding region runs from base 88 to 789 and encodes 233 amino acids. Gene Ontology annotation, biological process: DNA damage response; fatty acid metabolic process. The record is from RefSeq and is a predicted model, not a curated record. Gene Ontology annotation, cellular component: mitochondrial matrix. The transcript has 4 exons.